UGGGCGCCCAUUUCACUGGCUCGUUCGGUUCUAGGAGCAGAUCCGGGUUAGAGGGAAGAGAGCUCCGGGUCAGGGGUUGCUGUAGCCGCCGCCGUCCGGGAGUCAGCCCGCCAGCCCGCCAGCUAGCGCUUCGCGGGCCCUGCCGUUCACGGAAUGGAGGAGCCAACUCACAGACCUGGGCCGUUCGGGUGGUUUUAAGACGUUUGAACUGCGGUUCAGUCCAGGACAGUGCCUUGAGACACUGUUUGGAGAUCAGAUCAAACAUUGUCUGGCUUGCACUGUAAAACUAGUUAGCUGAAGACUUCUCAGGUUUCUUCAGGAUGCCUGCAGCACUUGUGGAGAAUAGCCAGGUUAUCUGUGAAGUAUGGGCCAGUAAUCUAGAAGAAGAGAUGAGGAAGAUCCGAGAAAUCGUGCUCAGUUACAGUUAUAUUGCCAUGGACACAGAAUUUCCAGGUGUUGUGGUGCGACCAAUUGGUGAAUUUCGUAGUUCCAUAGAUUACCAGUAUCAGCUUCUGCGGUGCAAUGUUGACCUUUUAAAAAUUAUCCAGCUGGGCCUUACAUUCACAAAUGAGAAGGGAGAAUAUCCUUCUGGAAUCAAUACUUGGCAGUUCAAUUUCAAAUUUAACCUUACAGAGGACAUGUACUCCCAGGAUUCCAUAGAUCUCCUUGCUAACUCAGGACUACAGUUUCAGAAGCAUGAAGAGGAAGGGAUUGACACACUGCACUUUGCAGAACUGCUUAUGACGUCAGGAGUGGUUCUCUGUGACAAUGUCAAAUGGCUUUCAUUUCAUAGUGGCUAUGAUUUUGGCUAUAUGGUAAAGUUGCUUACAGAUUCUCGUUUGCCAGAAGAGGAACAUGAAUUCUUUCAUAUUCUGAACCUUUUCUUCCCAUCCAUUUAUGAUGUGAAAUACCUGAUGAAGAGUUGCAAAAAUCUUAAGGGAGGUCUUCAGGAAGUUGCUGAUCAGUUGGAUUUGCAAAGGAUUGGAAGGCAGCACCAGGCAGGCUCAGACUCACUGCUGACAGGAAUGGCUUUCUUUAGGAUGAAAGAGUUGUUUUUUGAGGACAGCAUUGAUGAUGCCAAGUACUGUGGACGGCUCUAUGGCUUAGGCACAGGAGUGGCCCAGAAGCAGAAUGAGGAUGUGGACUCUGCCCAGGAGAAGAUGAGCAUCCUGGCGAUUAUCAACAACAUGCAGCAGUGAUGGCGCCAGGCUCUGCAGGUUGGGCCUGAUCCCAGAGUGGUGCUUACUGUGCUGACUGUGUACUUAUCUUCCCCAAGAGAAAAUGCUUCUUUUGAGCAAACUGUACCUACCAUCUGCAUUGAGCAGAAAGACUUUUGUUUUACUGAAGACAAAAGAUGUCUUUAUUUUAGACCCAGAAGAGAGGAGUUUGCUCUGAAUUUGUAAAUAAGUCUUCCCCAUUCCUCAUCCCCGAGCCUCUCCUCUCUGGUUGCCUCCUGCCACCAGCAUCCAUGGCUCAUUUGACACCUUUUUAAAUAUCCAGGACAAGUCUGAAACAAGCUAGUAAAAUGUAUAUAACUCUUACCUGUUAUCAUUCUUUUUCUUUUAAAUUUGUUGCUAAUCUCUGAUAAUGAAGAUUCUUACUCUGAUUCUCAGCUGAGCUGUGAGGGCUUCCAGGGAAAAUGGAACAAAAUGGUGUUCUUAUGUAAUGGGUUAUAAAUACUGAGUCUUCCUUUCCUUUUCUGACCCUUCUCGAGGACAUUUGCUUUCCUCACACUUUUGUAGUCUUUUUUUUUUUCCUUUUUUUUAUUUUUAUUUUUUUUGUAGUCUUUCUUUACAUAUUCUAUAUGAAUUGCUCUGUGCUGAAAUUUGAAGACCAGAUAAUGAAACUUAAAAGCAAACAAUUUUACUGAAUCUGUGUACCCUUCAUUCAUGAGAACUCCAGAAUGAGUGUUGACCACUGAAGCAUCUUUUAAGUCUGUGUUCCAUUGUGCCACUCAGGUUUGCCGUCACAUACGCAUCAUCUGAAAUCAUUUGAAAUUUUUGUACAAUAAAAUAUCUUGGAUUUGAUCCCAAAUGAAACUAGUAAGAUCAGAUUUUUGGGUCAUGUCUAUUGUAUUUUCAAUAAUGUGAUUUCAGAUAGUCAUCUGGAUUCUCCCACUUCUCUAUUUUCUCUACUUUUCCUUCCAGCAAACCUGAAACAUUAGGGAGAUGGUUUAAUGUGAGUACCAGGAAUGUCUUUAAAAAGCUAGAGUGGUUACGUUUAAUCAGGCAGUAAGAUAAUUUGGGUUCUUGACUUGUUUUGGAGUAAUAUCCCACAACUGGGGUAGGAAGCUCAGGACUUUUUUUUUUUUUUUUUAAAGCUAGUCGUUUCAAAAGUAUAUUGUAUUUUUUUGAAUGACCACAGUAUGGACAAUUUCAAAAACCAAAACCCCCUUUGGAUUGGUGGAAAUAAAAACUGGUAACUCACUCAGGUGAAUGAAUGGUCUUGCAUUUUAAAAGCUUAUGGGAAACUCAAUUUGAAAUGAUUAAAAAAUGUCAAGUAUUAUAAGCUGGUAUUUAAGAUGCUUGUAAAUAUUAUUUAUGUUUUUAAUUUUGUAAAAUAAAGAUUUUUUUUUAACCACUGGCA
Messenger RNA from Rhinopithecus roxellana (golden snub-nosed monkey), 2586 nucleotides. It is a transcript of the gene CNOT8, whose product is annotated as CCR4-NOT transcription complex subunit 8. The transcript is spliced from 8 exons. NCBI's taxonomy places the organism in Eukaryota, Metazoa, Chordata, Mammalia, Primates, Cercopithecidae. Gene Ontology annotation, molecular function: poly(A)-specific ribonuclease activity; nucleic acid binding. Gene Ontology annotation, cellular component: P-body; CCR4-NOT complex; CCR4-NOT core complex. The record is from RefSeq and is a predicted model, not a curated record. The coding region runs from base 321 to 1199 and encodes 292 amino acids.